UGCCUGACACGCUUGCGCAAUUCAAUGUUGUGAUUAUAACCGAAGCAAUAUGUCUGCCUCCGUGGUGCGGGCUACCGUCCGAGCGGUCAGCAAAAGGAAGCUAUUACCCACAAGAGCCGCACUGACCCUGACCCCAGCGGCUGUGAACAAGAUCAGGUUUUUGCUGCAGAACAAGCCAGAAUACAUCGGUUUGAAGGUCGGGGUGAGAACGCGCGGCUGUAACGGGAUGACUUACACACUGGACUACACCAAGGAGAAGGGGAACUCUGACGAGGAGGUUCUGCAGGACGGUGUGAGGGUGUUCAUAGAGAAGAAGGCGCAGCUGACCCUGCUGGGAACCGAGAUGGACUUUGUGGAGUCCAAACUGUCCAGCGAGUUCGUCUUCAACAAUCCCAACAUCAAGGGCACGUGUGGCUGCGGAGAGAGCUUCAACAUCUGACCCCUGUCCCCCCGGCUCCCCCGUCCCCUCCACGAAGACCGAGAGACUGAACGAUGACGAGGAAGUCGGGCUCUAACUGCAGACCACUCGCCACACACACACACACACACACACAUUUAGGUUCAGUUACCUCUGAUAUUGACAACUGCUUUUUUCUUCUUUAAAAAAACAACUGUGAUCUGCAUAAAAAAACAAAAACUUAAAACAACCUCAAAAGCGAGAUGUUUUUGCUGCCGUUUUUUAAAAUCACACAAUGUGAUUGCGGCACAAUCAUUUCAGAAAAGUCAAAUUUUAAGUUGGCAAAGCUUGAAUCUAUCCACUAAAAGCCCGUAGGCCAACCUCAGCUGGUUGAGUGAGUGUCUUGAGAGCGCUUUAUUCAUUUGUAAAGUGUAUAUUUAUCUUUUAUGUGUAAAUAUAAAGAAUGUAUAUCUCCCUUGAACCACGCAAGCGCACAAAAAUAACAUGCAUCCCUCAUAGAGUACAUGAGGUUCGUGUUCUUUCUUUUUAGCUUGAUUUAAAGCCGUUGCGUUUGUAUCGUGCAAUAUGUCAUAUGUGUACAUAUGGAAUAAUAAAUGGCUAAAUCCAGAAAA
Messenger RNA from Cyclopterus lumpus (lumpfish), 1029 nucleotides. RefSeq names its product iron-sulfur cluster assembly 1 (gene isca1). Gene Ontology annotation, biological process: iron-sulfur cluster assembly. Gene Ontology annotation, cellular component: mitochondrion; cytoplasm. Lineage: Eukaryota; Metazoa; Chordata; Actinopteri; Perciformes; Cyclopteridae. The coding region runs from base 50 to 439 and encodes 129 amino acids. The transcript is spliced from 4 exons. The record is from RefSeq and is a predicted model, not a curated record. Gene Ontology annotation, molecular function: 2 iron, 2 sulfur cluster binding.